Molecule: messenger RNA, 2343 nt
Organism: Lindgomyces ingoldianus
Lineage: Eukaryota; Fungi; Ascomycota; Dothideomycetes; Pleosporales; Lindgomycetaceae
Product: MFS general substrate transporter
Exons: 5
Coding region: 75-1913 (612 amino acids)
Biological process (GO): transmembrane transport; basic amino acid transport
Cellular component (GO): fungal-type vacuole membrane
Molecular function (GO): basic amino acid transmembrane transporter activity
Source: RefSeq, a predicted model, not a curated record
UCUCUACUCCUUUUGGGCACUCACGACUAGACCCUCGACUGUCCUGUCAAACACCUAUAAUAGAUGACCAGCGAAUGACUUCUCCUCCCCAAGAAAAUGGCCACCAGCCCACUGCGCGAACUCCUCUCUUACGGUCAGAGGACCGCCGAGGAACUGCGCCAGCCAUUGAUGAAGACGAUGGGGAAGCAAUAGAAGUAAUUGGGUGUGGUGCUCUUGAACAAGGUCAACCUCAUUCACUCGGACAAAGACGGAGCUAUGCUCACAGUCAUUGGCUUGCCCCGGAUGAGGACGAAGGAGGCCAAGACGAGUCACAAAGCGUAGAACACUUUCAAUUGAACGGCUUGCUUGGUGGCAUCUCAAGAACACAAUUCCGAUUCAUAUUUGGAGGUAUUGUGCUAGGGUAUUUUAUAGCGUUGUUUGACUCUACUUUAAUGGCGUCUAGUCAUCCAGUAAUCACGUCCUACUUCAAUGCUUCAAACUCUGCAUCAUGGCUAUCUACUUCCUUCCUUCUUACAUCCACCUCCCUCCAGCCACUCCUCGGUAGGGUAUCGGAUACAAUCGGUCGGCGCCCGAUAUACCUCGCAGGCCUUUUGUUCCUAGCAACUACCACCGCUUGGUGUGCUCUUGCCCAAAGUAUUGGAAGCUUCAUUGCUGCUCGCGCAUUUUGUGGCAUUGGAGCCGCGGGUGUCCUUGCAAUGGGCGGAAUUAUGACCAAUGACCUUGUCAGUAUCGAAGUAAGAGGCACCUACCAGGCUUACAUCAACCUUUUCUAUGGAGGAGGAUCUGCCGCCGGUGCUGCAUUCGGCGGAUUUCUAUGCGACAAGAUAGGGUGGCGGUGGACCUUUGGUAUUCAGAUCCCUAUUUUGCUUGUCAUCUUUGUAAACGCAGUCUUCACCACCCCACCGAUGCUUGGGCCGCAACUUGCAAAUCGGUCUGGGGAAGGAAUCGUGGAUACGAUCAGAGGGUUUGAUGUUGCCGGCUCGAUUCUUCUGACAGGGUCGGUAGCGUUCAUGAUCCUCGGUCUGAAUUUGGGUGGCAACGUUUUUCCCUGGAACCAUCCGCUUGUCGUAACAUCUCUUGCGGUCGCUGCCGUUGCUGGAGUUAUUCUUGUUCGCGUGGAAGCUAAAGCUAAGAGGCCCGUCAUGCCUAUGGCGAUGCUAUCAAGCAAGCCGCGUGGCAACUUAGUGUUCAAUAACUUCUUUGCCCAGUUGGGUAUUAACACGAUCAUUUUCAACGCACCGCUAUACUUCCAGGCUGUCAAGCUAGAGUCGCCAUCUACUUCUGGAUUUCGACUUGCUGGCCCAUCGAUAGCCCUGACAGUCUGUGGUGUUUCUGCUGGAUUCAUAAUGACGGCGACGGGACGCAUGAAAUGGCUUAUUAUCACUGGAUCUCUAUCUAUGCUGUUAGGAGCAAUUUGUCUUUCCGCCAUGUGGGAUACUAUUCCGGCAUGGUUGGCAACCAUUUUCCUCGCGCCCGCGAGCAUCGGCCAGGGACUCUCCUUUCCUGCAACAUCCCUUGCAGUUCUAGCAACCAGCACUCAGGAAGACCAGGCUGUCAUGACAAGCACCUUGACUCUAUGGAGGAGUCUAGGAACGGUGAUGGGUGUCUCAUUCAGCAGUCUAAUCCUGCAAAACGCCUUGACAGCAUACCUCAAUAAAUUUGUCGCCGGUGAACAUAAAGACGAGAUAAUCCUUCGGGUACGAAAGUCUGUCCACGCAAUUCGCGAUCUCGACCCAAUACAUCAGAGCCAAGUCAUCGAUGCAUAUGCACGCAGUCUAAAUGUUACAUUUAUCUCAGCUAUUGCAGUAUUUGUCAUAGUCAAUGCUCUAGUGGUAGCAGUCAGUUUGCCCAAUCUUCGACGCAAACAACAACCAAACUCAGAUGAUUCAGAGGACUCUUCUGAGUCUUCCUAAUGGAGACGAAUGCUACCACCGGAUUUCGGGACAUGUGCGCCCGUAUCUGGAAAUCAAAUCAAAAGUAUUGGCUUGCGAGGUGGAUACGGUAGUACUCGCGAUAACUAUUUCGGCUUUACCUGUCCCAAGGCUGAAUCACUUGUAGUUCCAUCUAGAGCAUUGAGCAUUGCUUGAUGCGGAUGUCGGACCGUCUACUAUCCGUGUCACGGCACUGUCCGGAAUGCUAGGCUGUGUAAGAUCGAGAUAUGGGGACGAUGGGGAGACCAGUGCACCGAAGCAUGAUAUUUCUCGUCGCAAGGCUAACUUGUCAGAAUGUUUCAAUGCCAACUGGAAUCUAUCGUCGGAAAGUAGAGUGGCCGAAAAAGGAAACAAGGCUCCACAUUAUACAAUUAUCAAGUUGUCGAAUUUCGUAUCUAGUAUCUUGUAGUGC